Molecule: messenger RNA, 1472 nt
Organism: Ilyonectria robusta
Lineage: Eukaryota; Fungi; Ascomycota; Sordariomycetes; Hypocreales; Nectriaceae
Exons: 2
Coding region: 99-1295 (398 amino acids)
Source: RefSeq, a predicted model, not a curated record
CUUCGCCUAAGGCCAAAAUAUUGACAAAACCAAAUGUUCCACGUGGGGCACCCCAGCCCAAGUCUUGCAUCAAACCUCAUCACGAUUCCUCUUGCGCAAUGUCUAACCACGAGACUGGCGAUUGCAUAUCAAACUUUCAGCCGCACGAUGUGGCAUUGAAUAUUUACAAAUGUCGUACUGCAGGGUGCACUAAAGAAUUUCGGUCUAUUAACGAACUUCUUAACCAUGGUCGGCGUUAUGAGGUAAGCCGUCAGCAGCCAGCAGAGGUCAUUAUAAAUAACAUAUUACCGCCACAGUCUGAGAUUGCAUCCGCGGUCUCGAAAUUACUAAGUCUCCUCCGGCAUCAGGGACUAAACGAUGAUUUUGAAUUCCAGAGUGACGCCGAUCUGAGUGAUAUUCAGGAGAAGCAGGAUAGCAGAGCAUCUAGAAAGCGAAGGCGAGUAAACUCAUCAGAGGAUCAGGUUUGGCAGUGUCCUACGUGCCGUUCAAAACCAAAGAAAUUUAAGACACACUAUGAUCUCGUUCGCCAUUAUUGUCAACACUAUGGCUUUGAUGGUCCAUGCGAAGCUUGUAAUGAAUCGAUCGAUGGAGGCCGAUGUUUUUGGGACCACAAAUGUGGCCGAGUGCUCAAUAAAAAAGAACAAAGAAAGUAUGUUGAACAGCGCAAGGCCUUUCGCGAAGACGUUGCGAUGGCGAUUACAAAAGCCAAGGAACCCAAGUCCACGAACCUCGAUCAAAUGAACGAGAUCCUCGGGCACCUAGAAGGAACAGAAGAUAUCCAAAUUCCACCACCAAUGGACGAUAUUACGGACCAGGGCACUCCACCAGAUUACGAACCCGAGAGUGAUGAAAGAAUCGAUCAUGUCCAAGACCUAUCAAUUGUUGACUCGAACCUACAACAAUCAAUAUCUAUCCGUCAAGCCGAAAAUCCAACAGAUACCCUCGCGACUCCCCAAGGACUCUUUAACCAAAGGGCCUCACAAAAUCACGGCAUCGAGAUCCAAAAUGCACCAAACAUCAACUUGAUCUUACAACAAUCAGUCUAUGACCGCCACGUUCAAUAUGAACCGAAUGCCCAGUCAAACACAUCCCUGGGAUUCUAUGACCGAAGCUCUUCCCAACAUUGUCAAGUUCAGGAUGGCGAAGGAACGAGCCACGUCCCAAAUCCACCGAAUGUCAACCCGAUGCUACUAUCAGUCUUUGAUCGACACACCAAAUAUCCGUAUGCGCAUACGAAUCCACCGACAAAUACCCAGUGGGAUAUUGCCAGUCUUCCUCCUAGUGGGUCAGGGUAGUAAAAGGUUCGGGUCUACUGGGAUCGAUGCUUCCUCGGUAGGACAUGUGUGUGUGUGAAGCCAGUCUUCAUCUGGAUAACAAGUUGCGGAUGUAACAAAACACUGAGAUGUGUCAGGAAUGAAUGCAAGAGCUAGAACACAAUUCUUACACGCCGCCGUGUUCCAGGCUAAACGGAA